UUAGCCACAAAGUGCCCAAAGCGCCGAGCGGAUCCACAGCAAACCACGGCCUGCGUCUGCGCACACCCCCGCACCCCCCGCCUCCGCCUCCGCCCCCGCCUCCGCCACGACCACCGCCACCCCACCCUCGCCUCAUCUACGUCCGCCGUUCUGUGGCGAUGGAGCCGUAACCAAGCUGAAGCGAGCGUGUGAAGCGAGGAGACGCAGAGCAGGCGGCUAUGGAGGAGCAGCGCACGGAGGCUGGAGUCUAGACGCACGCAGAAGCCACCGACUCACUGCGCAGGAUUACUUUUUGCAACAUUUCGAACUCUGUCAGCGUCAGUAGCGCAGGAUUUGCCCUCGUUCUUUGCGUCUGAUCAUCUGUGGCCAUCACUGCGCGGCGAGGAUGCAGGGGAAGGAGGCGAGCGCGUGCACGGGAUGCUGGAGACUAACGCUGCUGUCAUGCGUCCUGGCUCUGCACUUGAUCCCACUGCGUGUCCACGGAAACGCGGUGGAAACCAACAUCACUGAACCUGCUAACGUGACCUCUGUGCCGAGCGAGGAGGAGGAGGGGCCCGCCAAGGUCAACGAGGUCACGGUGUCUCUGAGCAGGAUGAGCGCCGGCGCCGUGACCCCGAGGGCGGCCCGGAGCCCCCGCGGCGGCGACGACGAGGAGCAGAGCAGCGGCAUGUUCGCUGAGACGGUCGCUCCCACGGUGGAGAGAGGCAGCGCGGCGACCACGCCUCAGCUCAGCCCCGACUCGGCUGAGACGGAGAACCUGUUGCCUAGCAACCCGCGCAGAGAGAGCGGCGCGGAGGCCGAGGGCGAGGAGGCGGAGGAGGAGGAUCGUCCGCCGCACACCGAGCCGCCGUGGACCGACGCCAAGGACACGGCCGUGCUGGACCUGGACGACCGCGUCGCCACCGCCUCGCCGCCCGCCGCCGCCGCCGCCACCACCAACGCAGACGUCCUCCACGUGGACUUCUUCGACCCCUCGUCUCGCGGACGCAACCUGGACCUGGCCCCUCCCUCGCCCUCGUCGCUGGCUCACGAGCUGCAGGGCGGUGACCCGACCUCCUGGGCGGUACCGACCGAAUACGACUUCUUCACGCCGUUCGAGGACGGCGUGUCCCCCACCACAGAGGACUACUACAGCACCACCUACGAGCCUCAGCCCCCCGUGCGCUCCAGGCCCUGGGUCCCUGGGCCGGGGCGCCCGGUGGACGGCCCGGCGGGGGCCCUGCCGGCGGACGGGUCGGACGGCGUGGGCGGCUGCCGCGCGGGCUACCAGACGGUGAACGGAAGCUGCCGCUCGCCCUGCGACUCGCUGCCCAGCUACUGCUUCAACGGGGGGCAGUGCUACCUGCUGGAGGGCAUGGGCGCGUUCUGCAGGUGUAACGUCCAGGACUACAUCUGGCACAAGGGCGCCCGCUGCGAGUCGGUGGUGACCGAGUUCCAGGUGAUGUGUUUGGCCGUGGGCGCCUCGGCUCUGGUGCUGCUGCUGCUCUUCAUGAUCGUCGUCUGCUUCGCCAAGAAGCUCCACGUGCUCAAGACGGAGAACAAGAAGCUGCGUAAGCGCAGUAAGUACCGGCCUUCAUCGGAGCAGCACAAUGAUAAUUUCUCGCUGUCCACCAUCGCUGAGGGCUCCCACCCAAAUGUAAGGAAACUGUGCGACACCCCUCCUAACGUCCCUCAUGCCCGUGCAUUGGCUUACUAUGAUAACAUUAUCUGUCAGGAUGAUCCUAACUCCCAGAACAAGCUGGAGGACCCGGUUAAGGCCCCUCCCAAGGAGGACGACUCCCUCAACAUCCACAACUCUCUGACACCCAAACACGAGAACCACAAGGUCCUGGGCGAGGAGAACUCCUCGGAGGUAAACUCACUGCAGAACAACAUGAUGUAAAAACAGCACCUCCCCAGCAACCUGACAACACGUCAAGGUGCGCCGGCAACGGAAGCCCCGCCCCCUCCCCGCUUCGCACCCGUCCGUUGCCGGGCGCCUCUUACCGGUCAACCAACCAACAAGCAACCAGCCUGACCACCAACCAGCCAGCCAACCCAGCGCAACACCUCUGACACGGCAACACUGCCACCGAGCGGCUCCGGCCGCUGCAAACACCUCCUCACAGCCUCCACCGCCCCCGCUGAGCGUGACCCCGCCCCCACUGAGCGUGACCCCGCCCCCGCCGCCGCCCGCACCCCCACCCGGCCUACGCCCUGUCUCGCAGCCCCUCCCCUCUUGUUGCUGUCACACUACUCCCUUUUAUCUUCCCUACCUGCACCACACACACACGCACACACACACACACACACACACACACACACGCACACACACACACACACACACACACGCACACACACACACGCACACAAACACACACACACACACGCACACGCACACGCACACACACACACACACACACACACACACACACACACACACACACACACACACACACAGUGAAAAUAUUGAAACCAUGCUUAUAUGUUUACACACACACCCUCCCCUGCCUGCAUUGGUGUAUUUUGUAAAAAGAAAGAGUCAUAAAGAAUCUAAAACAUACGUAAACGUCAUUGUAAAAACGUGAAGAUAAAGCUACUGAGAGGUUUUGAUGUUUGUCUGACUAAUCCAGUGAGUAUGUAUAAAUAUUGGAAAAAAUGCUCGGAUUGAUUCAAAAGAAGCAACACAAUGUGUCUUGGUUUUCAUUGAUGUGAUUUCUAAUCCUUUGAUGUACUUGUUUUUUUGGUUGGGUUUUUUUGUACUUUUUUGGGAUUUUGAACAGAGAAUAAACAAUCGAGAUUCCGACCGUUGUUGAAAUAAACCUUUUUAACAUGA
Molecule: messenger RNA, 2815 nt
Organism: Betta splendens (Siamese fighting fish)
Lineage: Eukaryota; Metazoa; Chordata; Actinopteri; Anabantiformes; Osphronemidae
Gene: cspg5a
Product: chondroitin sulfate proteoglycan 5a
Exons: 5
Coding region: 386-1882 (498 amino acids)
Biological process (GO): nervous system development
Source: RefSeq, a predicted model, not a curated record